Molecule: messenger RNA, 3051 nt
Organism: Mangifera indica (mango)
Lineage: Eukaryota; Viridiplantae; Streptophyta; Magnoliopsida; Sapindales; Anacardiaceae
Product: pentatricopeptide repeat-containing protein At2g45350, chloroplastic
Exons: 1
Coding region: 773-2653 (626 amino acids)
Biological process (GO): RNA modification
Molecular function (GO): protein binding; RNA binding
Source: RefSeq, a predicted model, not a curated record
AUUGCAUUUGCACGUAAAGAUGCUUUCAUACACUUCAUUCCCGGAAAGGAUUAUGUUGCCCCUCCUUCCCUUUCAAUUCAAGAGAGUAAGUAACCAGUUUUAUUUGCUGUCUCAUAUUAAAAUAUUUAUGGCACAACUUAAGCCUGGAUAGGAAUCGAAAUAAUUCGAAUAUCUUUUUUGUUUCAUUUUAAAUUUAUAGAUUGGUUGCUCUGAAUGAUACAUAAAUUAAUGGUGUUGGCAUUACAAAAAGAGUUGUGCAUAGUGACACGCACCAUUUUGAGUAGACGAGAGUUUGUCACGACUGUAGGUUGAAGAGGAUGACAGGAACUUGAGCAAAAAAUGAUGUAUAAGAAUAAUGUGUAUUGUUGUUGAUUUCGUAGAUAUGUUAUCAGUUGGGAAGACGGAUCCACAGUGGGCCGAGCAAAAUGAAGUUAAGAGGGUGACUUUAAAAGGAGACUAGACAAUGCUUACAGAAAGUAAUCAAUAGCAGAUGUUGUUCUUUUGACGAGUCCUAAAUGAUACCAAAUCAGUGACUCUGUAUCAUAAUUGAACCUAUAUAAUAAGCUCACACUCAACUCAUUCAAAUCAAAUAGUGAUCCGAUAUAGAGCGGAUCAGUUUGAAUCCGCCUGGUUCAGAUAUUUGUAGAUAUUUCCAAUGAAACUGUAAUGUUUCACACCGUUUUCAGCUGUAACUUCCUGGUUACAAGCGAGUGACUCGGAUACUCAACCGGACAGAAGCCGAAUCGAGAAAUUGUGUAAGAAAGACAAGUUAAUGCUCGUCUUCGCAACUUGCUGUCAACCAUGGAACUCUCCUCCACUUCCAACCUUACUACUUCUUCGAAAAUGCAGAACCUUAAACGAUGUGAAUCAAAUCCACGCGCGACUGAUAACAACUGGGUUAAUAAAAAACACAUCACUCACAGCCAAAAUCGUGGCCAUUUCCUCUUCUUCAUCGUGCGCACCUCUCGUUGAAUUCGCUCGUUAUUUAUUCUUUACACGUCAGGUUUUUCGAAUUUAUAAGAAGCACGAGGACCCUUUCCUUUGGAAUGCCAUAAUCAAGUCGUAUUCUCACGGGUUUAAUCCAAGACGAGCCUUGGUUGUGUUCUGUUUAAUGCUUGAAACUGGAGUUUGUUUUGAUAAUUUCUCAUUGUCUUUGGUUUUGAAAGCGUGCUCUCGGGUGGGUUUAGUUAAGGAAGGUAUGCAGAUUCAUGGUUUAUUGAGGAAAAUAAAAUCUGGGUCAGAUCUAUAUUUGCAAAAUUGUUUGAUUUCAUUGUAUUUGAAAUGUGGAUAUCUUGAAUCUGCUCGUCAAGUUUUUGAUAAAACGCGUUUUAGAGACUCGGUUUCAUAUAAUUCAAUGAUUGAUGGGUAUGUGAAGUAUGGUAAACUUGACUCAGCUCAUGAAUUAUUUGACUCUAUGCCUAUGAAAGAGAAGAAUUUGAUAUCUUGGAACUCAAUGAUUAGCGGUUAUGCGCAGUCGAAAGGUGGACUCAACAUUGCCCGUGCACUGUUUGAGAAAAUGCCUGAAAGAGACUUGAUUUCUUGGAACUGUAUGAUUGACGGGUGUGUAAAGUCUGGAAAAAUGGAUGAUGCCCAGGCUUUGUUUGAUGAGAUGCCAAAUAAAGAUGUGGUUACUUGGGCUAAUAUGAUUGACGGUUAUGCGAAAAUAGGCAGGGUUGAUAUUUCUAGGGCUCUGUUUGAUGAAAUGCCUGAGAGAGAUGUAGUUGUGUGCAAUGCCAUGAUGACUGGUUAUCUUAAAAAUGGGUGUUGCAUGGAAGCUUUAGAAGUCUUUCAUGAUAUGCAAUGCGUGGGUCAUUUGUGUCCUGAUGAUGCCUCGAUAUUGAUCAUUCUGUCAGCCAUUGCGCAAUUAGGACAUAUUAACAAAGGGAUAGCUGUACAUAGGUAUCUUGAACAAAAUGAAUAUAAUUUAAAUGGGAAACAUGGUGUUGCUCUCAUAGACAUGUAUUCUAAAUGUGGCAGUAUUGAAUGUGCUAUUUCUGUUUUUGAGGAUAUAGAGAAAAAAAGUGUUGAUCAUUGGAAUGCUAUGAUCAAUGGAUUUGCCAUUCAUGGAUUAGGUGAAUUGGCUUUUGAUUUGCUGAUGGAGAUGGAGAGAUUCCUCAUAGAACCAGAUGAUAUUACAUUCGUUGGAGUGUUGAAUGCUUGUGGCCAUGCCGGCCUGGUGAAGGAAGGUAUUUUGUGUUUUGAGCUCAUGAGAAGAGUUCAUAAGAUGGAGCCUAAGCUGCAACAUUAUGGAUGCAUGGUAGACAUUCUAGGCCGUGCAGGGCACAUAGAAGAAGCUAGAAAAUUAAUCGAGGACAUGCCCAUUGAGCCAAAUGAUGUUAUCUGGAGGACUUUGCUUAGUGCUUGUCAAACUCAUGAAAACUUAACUGUUGCCGAGCCUGUGGCUAAGCAUCUCAUUGGGAUGGAUUCUAGUAAUUCAAGUUCUUAUGUACUUCUGUCUAAUAUGUUUGCUGGUCUUGGUAUGUGGAAUGAUGUGAGAAGGAUUAGGACAAUGAUGAAAAAACAAAACCUGAAGAAAAUUCCAGGGUGCAGUUGGAUUGAACUUGAGGGAGCUGUUUAUGAAUUCUUUGUGCAAGAUAAGUCUCAUCUCCAAGUUACAGAGAUCUGUUCCAUGUUAGAUAAUGUGUGGACAUAAGUUCGAACCCUGCUAGUCAAUUGUACAUAUAAGAAAUGAAUUUGUUGUCCGGUUUAUUAUUAUUAUACUUUUUAUGUAUAAAGAGAAUUGAAUACUGAGAAGUAUUUGAUAUACAAAUGCACACCUCUGAAGAAAAUAACGCAAAAAAAUUUCUCGAGAUCACGGGAAAGAGAGAGCCAAAAGAGACGGACAAGACAAAGCAAAAGGCUAAAAAUUAAAGAGGACAAGAAAUGUUCACAGAUAAGCUGAAAAAAGUGUACAGCCUAGAUUUAUUCUGUGGUCACCUUUUUCACUGCAAGUUAAUGUCUCGUGGCACAUGCAGAGUCGUAUGAUAAUGUUAAUUCAAAUCUAGCUGGCUUGGACUUAUAUACGCGUUCUUCAGCUGGACUGUUUGGUUU